Molecule: messenger RNA, 3415 nt
Organism: Cyprinodon variegatus (sheepshead minnow)
Lineage: Eukaryota; Metazoa; Chordata; Actinopteri; Cyprinodontiformes; Cyprinodontidae
Product: ubiquitin carboxyl-terminal hydrolase 43-like
Exons: 6
Coding region: 19-1968 (649 amino acids)
Biological process (GO): protein deubiquitination
Molecular function (GO): cysteine-type deubiquitinase activity
Source: RefSeq, a predicted model, not a curated record
AAUGUGUCAACUAAGUUUAUGAAAACUUUUCUACAUUGUAGAGCUUUGAAGUUCUGUGGGCCAGGAGGACCUCCCCACGUGAAGCUUGUUAUUGAGUGGGACCCCAGCUCUAAAGAACAUCUGUUUGGCAGCAUCCAUGAGGAGGUGGUGAAAGAUGCAGAGAGUGUGAAGCUUCAGCAGCAGCAGCACCUGCAGCAGCAUAGCUGCACGUUGGACGAGUGCUUCCAGCUUUAUACCAAAGAAGAACAGCUUGCUCCAGAUGAUGCCUGGAAGUGUCCCCACUGCAAGCAGCUGCAGCAGGGCAUGGUGAAGAUGAGUCUGUGGACGCUGCCUGACAUCCUCAUCCUCCACCUAAAGCGCUUCCGACAGGUCGGUGAACGACGGAACAAGCUGUCAACCCUGAUUCGAUUUCCCCUCACUGCUCUGAACAUGGCCCCCCAUGUGGCCAAGAGAAGUCAGAGCUUGAAGAAUCUACAUGCAGGGUCUUCCACCUCUUCCUCCAGGAAACAUCUGUCGAGCCAAAACCAUCAACCUUCUGACCUUCUCCUCCCACAAGAUUACCUGUAUGACCUCUACGCCGUGUGUAACCACCACGGAGGAAUGCAUGGAGGACAUUAUACCGGCUCAAUAAGUUCUUCAGCAUCAGACCACUGGCUAAUCAGGCUAACAGGAGACAGCAAGAGAGGCAGUCUGGUGUCUCCUUCUUCCACCAACAUCUCAUCUUCAGUGCAAGACUCACCACAGUCUCCAGUUGUCAGAGAAAAUGGUUUUGAGGAGGAAAGGGGUGGCUUUGAAAAUCGUCCAUUUGUCCGAGGACUUCAAGGGCGCAGCGUGAGCAUGAGGGUUCCUACCAAACCGAAGGAGAGUCUGAGCAAAAAGCUUCCUAUGCGUUGGUCCCUAGGUUCAAAAGAUAGACGAAAACCUGACCAGGAUUCCCCCAAAAUCCAGGAACCUGACCCUGCUGAGCUAGUGCAGUACUUGGAGUCUGGCCGGCGACCCCGUUGUACCAAGGACUCAAUAGUAACUGUGAUGAAUGAAUCGCGUAGCAGCAAGAAAGCACCUGCAGGUAGAGCACCCAGUGUUCGAUCUUCAAAUGGUGGGAGUAUGAGUUGUGUUGGUAAGAUGGAACAAGAGCCGCAAUAUUCUCAGGUCCCAGAGGGUCAAAAAAGGCAAUCAGAAAGGACAUCAGAGAAGACGUCUGGUAAGACAGCCAGUCUGAGACGAAAAAAUGAAAGUGUGGCGAAAGAAGAGACGUCUGGGAAUAUGAGUUCUAACUCUGGUAGCAACACCCUUUCCAGGAGGAAGGAUGCAAGGAGGCACAGCUCUUCCAAGUCUUCUCAAGAAAAAGAGGCGAAAUUUAGUUCCAGCACCGGAGUACCGCCUAGUUACAGUACAUCAAGCCUUCAAGAUGGAACUCUGAAGAGACAAAAGGGGGACAAAGCUAAAAGGGAUCACCAAGACACUGAGGCAGACAAGUCAAAGACGACAAAAGAUGAAGUGCCCAAGAGUCACGACGGUCUCCUCUCUUUUCUGAAAGGCAACUUCCUAAAGAAGGAUAAGGACUCUAAGAAAUCCAAGGAUGGGGAGUCAGGAAAAGGAAGCAGAGAAGAGGAAGGAAGAAGGACCUUACCUAGAGCGUCAUUACCAAAUGGAGCGGCUGGAGGAAGAAUCGCAGUUGAGGGAAGUAAAUCAAACGGUUCAGGCCGGCGGGUUGAAGAACUGGCAAACGGGAAGAUAGGACGGUCCUCGGCUGACAUUAGACGCUCGCAGAGCUCCUCUAACAUACCCACCAAAGCAGAGCAGAGCAUCCGCAGGACAGCAUCCUUACAUCGUAAUGGGAUGCCCACAAACCCAGCAUCAUCACGGAGCGUUCCCGCAGACAAACCGUCUUUCAGCACCCUGCAAAGGACGCGCUACAGCACAACCUCUCUGGGGCGCAAGAAGACGGUCCCCGAGUCGAGCUUCUGAUGCAGAGUUUUAAUUUUUUUUACUUACUUGGAUAGAAGAACUCGCCACCAUUUAGAUCAAAGCAAUAGAGCCUCUUUUACCUUAAAGUUAUUUAGUGGAUUGCACAAUACAGAAGGGCAGUACAGUUAAUGAAGGGAGAUUACAAACUGCAACUUGAAAAUAUGUGGCCUGUCUAUUUAGACACAUUGGAUUAAAUACUUUUUGUAUAAAUAUAGAUAUAUUCAUCUAUAUAUCUGUGUUGUUUUUUAGGAUUUAAAAGAAGUGCCUAACAGAAUAUUUUUUGUUUAUCAAGUUGAACUAGCAGGUACAGACUUUUAUCUCCUUUUAAUGCAGUAUGAGUGUUUGAACGCGUCGCUUCAUUAUUAACUGAUGGUUUAAAAUAGGACACGCUGAUUGUGUUCAUUUGCAAGAAUGUAUUUUCUGGGAUUAAUUAACACAGGUGCUUUGGGGCUUUGUUUCCUGAUUAUUAACUAUUGUAUGAUUGAAGUUUGUUUAAGGUUAAUCUGAAUGCCAGACCUUUUUUUUUUAUUUUUUUUUAUCAUGCAUUAAUUCCUCUCAAAUGUUUAACAAUGCAGUGAUUAUUCAGUACUGUGAAGAAAAAUAUUCGUACAAGAUGGAUUAAUUUUAUACACUGUAGAGGUUAUUUUUCAGGACUUCUACUGCUGCUGUUUCUCUGUUUGUUUUUCCACUAUUAAUAGUGUUUUGCUGGAAUUGUAUUAACUGUUGAUGCAUAUAUUUAUCAAUGGGAGUAUGGUGGGGAAACAGAUGGCAGAGGGAAUUUUUUUUUUUUUUUUUUUUGCAAAGAUGAAGUUGGUUUGUUUUUAUUGUUGCUGCUGUUCUUUCAGAGGUAGAAAAUCUGCCUCUUUGAGCCUUAAAUCAUUGAAUGUUCCCUUAAAUGACUGUUAGGCAGAUGACUCUAUGUGAAGCACCGCAUCUGCAGCUGCAUCUUAACAGCUCCCUGAGAAAAACUGACACCAACUUCGAAGGUAUUUGAGUUUAUUUAAUGUCAUUACAUUAUUUUAGCAUUAUCUUAAUGUUAAUUCUUUAUAUACUUCAAGUAAUACAAACUAAGUGGCUAUGAAUAAUGUGGCAGCAAUAACAACAAAGAAAAACACCCAAACAAAAGUAAAAAUUUUAUAUUAUACACAUGAUUUUUUAUUGUGCAGUGUCAGGUAUUGCACGGCUAUUUACCACAGUUAAAUGUAAUCAAAUUGGUGCUGCUGCCAACUAACACAAGUUAUUGUGAUGCAGAAAAAGGUUUUCUUGUGUUUUUCCCUUUGGAAAGUUUAAAACAUUUUACCUAAGUGAAAUGAUUUAAUACUUUUUCUUUAUUCGGUUUACAAAAAGGAUUUUCUUCCAUGUCCUGCAUUUACACAGUGAUUGCAAUCGAAAAUACUGUAAUACUUAUCAAAACCAAAAGGUAACGAUACAUUUAAUAACAUUAGAA